UCAAAGUUCAAAUCAGGACUCCGAAGAGCAAGAUGUGUGUUUCCGGAACUAAGAACCAGCCUUCCUUGAUCUGUUUGAUCCCCCUUGCCUUGCUGUGUAUGCUGAUGGGUGGGGGUUUAGUUGGGACUUGGGUCGCUUGUUACUACGAAUGCUUAACUGGAAAACUCGUAGAAUUCAACUAUUAUGUGUCUGUCUGGACUGGAGGAGUAGCUUUCUUCAGUGGACUGCUUCAGCUUUUUCUUAGCUGUUGCUGGAACAAACCCCUGAAAUACUUCAUGGUGUUGUUGAAUACCGUCCUAUUACUAUGCUGUUUGGCAUGUGCUGCUCUAAUGGGUUACAAUACAUACGAAGAGGUUGUUUUAUAUGAUGCAUUAGAGGAUACGGGGACGAAAACCACACCAUCUCUGGGAACGAUCUUGACAGGUCUUGAGGCGCUACUUGCUCUGUUCAUUCUUCUCUUCAUUAUUAUUUGGACCUGCGCAAUAGGAUGCUCUGGAUCCGAUGAUUAUCCGGAUGCAAGCCCCGAACGACGUCAGACUCGUGCCCAAACACAACAGCGUGGUUACCGUGGUCCAUACGAUGAGGAAUUUUUCAAUAGGAAUCCUAUAUACCAGGGGCAUCAACAACAAGAACGCCCACAGGAAGUGAUGUACGGUCAGAAUGGGAGUUCCAGCACCAGAGGAAAGGGGACAAAUUACGUCAUCCCGAGGGCAUCGGUCAGAGGUCAAGAACAAGUCGAUGAUUACUAUGGCAACGAACGAGCUAUGGUUGUUGAUGGAAGAGAGGGUUACCAUAGUAAUGACACCCCAAAAGGUUUCUAUACGGGAUCUAGUCGCCAUGGUAACAAAAAUGGCGGCGCUUAUCAGAAUGAAACUGGUACAUUCCGUGUGGAUGACCUAGGUUCACAUCCCGGUGAUAUCACCAAUAAUCGAUAUGGUAACGGUAUUAGUUUGAUGCAGUUGCAUGGAAUCGCACCCACCACCAAUAAUAUAAACCAUGGGUAUUACUAACAUGUAUGUUUUGAAUAAUGGUUUGGCAUCAGUCAUUACUGAAAUAUUCUGACGGCAGUCAAAUAAUUCGUCCGUCUUUGUUGAUAUUAUAUUAAUGAGUAGCCUAAGAUCUAAUUUGACACUUCAAUCGUUUAAGUUGCGUGCAUCCGUGUUCGCUGUAGAAAUUGCCAUGUUUUAUGAGGCUCUAACGAGGUCAAACACGCGAACUGCAUUUAGCUCAAACUGCCCCUUAUUGCCCAAUGGUUAUCCACAAGUAUUUUUGUAAUGUUUGUUUAACUCGAAAGCAAAACUGUUGAAAAUAGAUGUGUUGUUUUUAAUGAUGGAGUGGAGGAGGGUAUAGUUUUUUUGUAUUAGUCCAUUUACACUUUAUAAACAUCAUUACUAGUCAUACUAAUCAUUACCCAUUUUAAAAAAAUACUCAGAAGAUUACCACAACUAUAAUAAAGAAUAAAGAAUGUACAAGCCAUGUUAUGUAUUCGGAAAACCUUUUUAAAACAAACUAAUGAAACAUUUGCAUGUCCUUUGAAAAUGUGACAACAAAAAAGACAAACGUAUUUUUUGUACACAAGAUAACUAGUGCUACAUUUAUAAAAGUAGUAUUAUUACUUCUUUACUUCUGCCACUGGGGAAAUGUAAGAAUUUGUUGUCACUCACACGUGAAACAAAGAAACAACUUACAACGAUAAUAACUUUUGACAGCUGAAAAUGUUGCUCAAACAAAAACACUCUUAAUAUUCAGCGAUCUUUGAGCUGUUCCAAUUCUCUCAAACAAAACAUGAAAUUUAAUUUGAUAUGAUUUCCGUCUGGCUAAAGCUCCUCUUUUGUUGUGUAUUUCUUUAUCUUGUAAAUGUUGCUUGUAUUUUUGUACUUCGAUUUGCUUUGCUUCGUGUGUUGUAUUUUUUUACCAAUCGGCUCUGCUUUGUAAUAAUUUUUGUAAUUUUGUUUUGUAAUGUGUCUUUCAUAAUAUUGUUGUACUGUUGUAUUGUUUGUAAUGAUUCGCUUUUGAUGGGCUGUUGGCUAUAAAGGCAGUGGACGCUUUUGGUAAUUACUCAAAAUAAUUAUCAGCAUAAAACCUUUCUUGAUUACGAGUAAUG
Asterias rubens (European starfish) is the source of this 2104-nucleotide messenger RNA. RefSeq lists its product as uncharacterized. Bases 33 to 1010 code for a protein of 325 amino acids. The record is from RefSeq and is a predicted model, not a curated record. The transcript has 5 exons. Lineage: Eukaryota; Metazoa; Echinodermata; Asteroidea; Forcipulatida; Asteriidae.